This is a messenger RNA of Lolium perenne, 2430 nucleotides long. RefSeq lists its product as uncharacterized. NCBI's taxonomy places the organism in Eukaryota, Viridiplantae, Streptophyta, Magnoliopsida, Poales, Poaceae. The record is from RefSeq and is a predicted model, not a curated record. Gene Ontology annotation, molecular function: protein binding.
GGGCCAGGCAAGAAUCUCGGUGCGGCCCAGAUAUAGACAAGUCUCGUGGCAGACCAGAGCAGAGAGUGAGUGAGGCGCGGCGGCGGCGGAAAUUACCCGACCGCGCAGGCUGCCGGAGUUAGAGCGUGGCCGUGGCGGAGGCAUCCGCUUGGACUGAUGGUUAGCCUUCUCGUCCGUCUCUAUCCCGCAUGAAUCUCGUUCUUGGCUGGAACUUUUUUUUUUGAUAAAGGAUGCUUUCAUUACUCUUGGCUGGAACUUGCAAUGCUAGUGUCGGCCGCCGGCCGCCAGAACUCAGACGAGAGCAAUGCUAUGCUAAUUUCUGGAUCGUGAGAGCGCCGACCGCCGGCCGCACGGAGGGCCAGUGCUGCCGCUCGCCGUCUCUCGAGAGGGGCAGGGCUCCGGAUCCAGGAAUGCCGUCGACGGAGUCUCUUGAAUCCCUUGCGCCCGGCAGCAAGCGGAAACGGAGCGGGACCUCUACCAACGUCGCCACGUUGGGGGUGACGACCCGCUCGAGGGCGCGCGCGCAGCAGGAAACCCAAUCGGCAAGGACCAAGCUUGAUGCGGCCGGCGAGGCGGAUGGGUGCAGGAAAAUGAAGCUUGAUGGGAGCAGCCGGCGAGUAUCACCGGAGAGGUCCAAGAAAGGGAAAAGCGUCCUCGAGCAAAGCCAGGAUAGUCUAAGUUGGGCGGAUGAUGAUUAUGAGUAUGAUGAUUAUGAUGAUGAUGAUGGCUCAUCUGCAGUCAGCUCUCCGAUUCGUGUGCCUUACAAGCCCGAGGAAACCAACUGCGACAGUGAGUUAGCCAAGAUCUACAGAGAGUUCUGCCAAAAAAUAAAUCGGCAUCAUGGAUUGCCCACGCUUUAUAACGAACACCCUCCGAAUUGCCUGGUCGAUGAUUCGACGCUUCUUCACAUCCGUGAGCCUGCAAGGAAGAUGGUGCUUCGUGCGUCUCAAUUUGUCGUCGGGAUUUCAUCCUCGAUUGAUGGUGAGCCGCUAGCACAGUGUUCUGGUUUCUGGAUUGAUUUCGAUAAUGAGAGCAGAACUGGUACCGUUGUGACGACGGCACUUCUUAUUCGCACAAAGCACCCAACGCAGGAUCCUUGGUUUUGCAAAGACCAGUAUGCUUCUGAUGCUAAGGUAAAUGUCCACUUGCGGGGUUACAUCACUGUAGAGGGCGACCUGCUCUACUACCAGAAGCACUAUAAUCUUGCUUUCUUGAGAAUUAGAUUGGAAGUGGAUCAAUCUGUUCAGUUACCCAUUUAUAGUGAUAAUGUGGAAUGUGCUCAAGACAUUUUUGAGCUUGGAAGAGAUAAACAUUCCGAUCUACUGAUAAAUCAUGGUAGAGUGGAAUAUUCAAAUCCAACCAAGUCUGAGCGGCAUCACCAUAUGUACAUUCAAGGGCCACAGCGAGAUCGUACGUAUGAUAAAGGAGGUCCUGUCGUUGACUUAGACGGGAAGGUUGUGGGAAUGAUCUGCAGUUAUUCAAGAGCGUCCUUCAUACCUUCAUCAAUUCUACUCAAGUGCUUUCAUCUGUGGAGAAACUUCCGGCACAUCCCUCGACCCCACCUUGGAUUGAAAUUUGAUGCCAUCAGCCUUCUAAACCCUGUUCGUGUUGAGCAGAUAUUGAUUGUGUGCGGAAUUGACGAGGGUCUUGUUGUUCGGGAGGUGUCUGGAGACUCUCCUGCUGAAAAAUGUGGAAUUCGAAUCGGAGAUGUUAUUGAAUGUCUUAAUGGAAAAAGUAUUUCUACUACUGUGGAGUGACAGCUGCAAGGAGAAUAAUGAGCCCGUCUGGUAGCAGUUUCCUGAAGGGUUUCCUCUGAAGGCAGCUGCCAUACUUUUAUUGGGCGUAUUUCAGAUAGAAGGCUCAGGGCUUUGGUGCACCAAACGGUAGCAUGAUGGGCAUCCUCUGGACCUCGACCAGAAGUAUUAAAUAUUCUCCAGUUCCAGUGUUAAAUAAGAUCUAUUUGAAACAGAGCGUCAUUAAUUUCGCCAUCACACAAUUCUCUUUAUAAGGACGCGUUCAUAUACUCAUUGACUUUGUGCUCAAAGCGUGCUAGCAGCUGAUUGGGGUUCACAUCAGGGUCUUCGGUGUACAGCACCUUGAAGAAAUCCGAGACCAUCAAUUUGGAUGUUUGUGCAUUGUCCACCCAAUUCCCAUCUGCAUAUUUCAGUUCCUUUAUUCUAUUUUUCUUUUGAUGCCAGCUUGCUUUCAUAUGGAAGUACUUGUUGAUCUUGUCUUCAACAUCACCUGCAAAAGAAAAAACGUCACCUGCAACUUUCUUGAUAUCGUUCGCUUGAAAUAAUGACAUUUCACUCAUGUUUUAUUCUUGUGCCAACUCGCACUUAAUAUUGUGUCCGACUGUAAAAUGUCAUCUAUUUUCAAAUGAAUGGAGUAUUAUUUUGUGCUAUUCUUCUCUUUGAUUUCUUGCUGCUG